Messenger RNA from Syngnathoides biaculeatus (alligator pipefish), 1302 nucleotides. RefSeq names its product corticotropin-releasing factor-binding protein-like. Bases 46 to 1029 code for a protein of 327 amino acids. The transcript has 7 exons. Gene Ontology annotation, molecular function: corticotropin-releasing hormone binding. Gene Ontology annotation, biological process: negative regulation of corticotropin-releasing hormone receptor activity; negative regulation of corticotropin secretion; hormone-mediated signaling pathway. NCBI's taxonomy places the organism in Eukaryota, Metazoa, Chordata, Actinopteri, Syngnathiformes, Syngnathidae. The record is from RefSeq and is a predicted model, not a curated record.
ACUUAUAAAAGGCGGCGGCGGCCCCGCGGACUUCCCGACGACGCGAUGGCGGCGACGGAGCGCACUUGGCGGCGACGCCUCUUCUUGUUCCUGAGCGUGUGCGUCCUCAAGGGAGACGGCAGAUACAUCGAGGAUAACGACGUCCUCAAGGAUGAAUUGUAUUCCUUCUUCAACUCGGAGCCGCGCGGGGAGACGACCCAGCAGGAGUUGAUCGUGUACCGACGGCCACUCCGUUGCGUGGACAUGGCGGCGGCGGAGGGUCGCUUCACCUUCUCGGCCGAGCAUCCCCAGCUCAACUGCGCCGCCUUCUUCGUGGCUGAGCCCGACGAGGUCGUCGGCGUGGAGUUGGACGGCGUCGACGUCGACUGCCAGGCGGGCGACUUCGUCACGGUGUUUGACGGCUGGGUGAUGAACGGCGAGAAGUUCCCCAGCUCACAGGACCACCCGCUGGGCCCCCGCGAGCGCUACGUGAACUACUGCGAUCCCGCCACCUCCGCCAGGACAAGCGUGCGCUCCUCGCAGAACGUGGCCAUGAUCUUCUUCCGCGUGCACAACGCUGGCAGCGGCUUCACCGUCACCUUCAGGAAGCUCGCCAACCCUUCCCCCUGCAACAUCAUCUCGCAGUCACCACGGGGCACUUUCACCAUGGUGACCCCCCAGCAGCGCAGGAACUGCAGCUUCUCCGUCGUCUACCCAGCAGAGGUCGACGUCCACGAAUUUUCCUCCUUGGGACUCCGCGGCAAUUUUCCCAAGUGGCCUACGUCCGAAUGCGCGUCCGACUCGGAGGACGUUGUCCAGCUUCUGGGGGGGAACGGUUUGGACACGUCGAAAAUGCUCCCGGUCAAGGAGCUCUGCAGCGCCUCCGCUGGGUCGAGCCACGCCAAGGUGGGCUGCGACAACACGGUGGUGCGCUUGGUGUCCAGCGGCCGCUACGUCAACAAGGUGUCCUUCAGCUACCGCUCGCUGGACGGGCAGGAGCUUCAGCGGCUCCGGGUCAACAACGUGGAGGAUUUCUGCUUCCCCAACUGAUCCCUCCCGUCUCGGCAACCCCAAAGACCGAACGCGAACGGGGAAUAUCGACCCCCGCCCUCUCAACCCGUCACGUUUGUUCAAUAAAGUCGUCGUCACUGUCAUUUUUGUGAUGAACGGUGCUAAAGUGAAUACAAACUACUUGUUGUCAGAGUGAUAUUAAUAAAUUACAAAUACCUUCAUCGGCAUUUGUAUGCACAGGCUUUUUUUAAAAAAAAAAAAAAAAAACGAUACUGCAUGGUAAAGCAAUUAUUCUUGGUGUUUCUUGUUGAU